Molecule: messenger RNA, 1642 nt
Organism: Vigna angularis (adzuki bean)
Lineage: Eukaryota; Viridiplantae; Streptophyta; Magnoliopsida; Fabales; Fabaceae
Product: plant cysteine oxidase 2
Exons: 5
Coding region: 456-1301 (281 amino acids)
Molecular function (GO): oxidoreductase activity, acting on single donors with incorporation of molecular oxygen, incorporation of two atoms of oxygen
Source: RefSeq, a predicted model, not a curated record
UUAUAUCAAUAUCAAUCCACAUUCCUUACCCACCACUGCUUCACCCACACAAUUUUCCAAGCCAAUUUGUAAAAUUUUCACAUCAAUUAUUGUUAUUAUGGUUAGUACAAGCAUCAUCUAAACCUUUUACCCCUUACACCAACACAACACAACACCACCAACAACAUCAACUGUGUAAAAAAAAGAAGAAAAAAGUACAAAGAGAAACCAAUACAUAUAUACACAGUUACACAAACUCUACCCUUUAGUUCAUAUUAUUAAAUUUUUUUAACUUGUCAUAUUAUACCCUUUUCCUCUGUUUUUGCUCUGUUUCUUCUUCAAGGGUCUUUGUUUUGCAUUUUGGAGAGGCCUUUGGGGUGCCCAUUUUGUGAAUUUGAGUCUUUGGAGGUCUUUUGACGUUGCAUUAUUGAGUUGGUGUGGAAAGUUGAGACCUUUUUUGGUGGGGGUGGUUUUGGAUGGGGAUUGAGAAGGCCUUAGCUGAGAGAAAAGGAAGAGAAUUUUGUGGAAUUUCAAGGGAAACCAUUGCCAGCAGCAACUCACGGCGGAACCGGCGGCGGCAGAGGAAGAAGCCGCCGGUUCAGAUGCUCUUCGAGACUUGUAAGGUUGUCUUUGCCUCUGCGGGUACAGGCUUUGUCCCUCCCCCUCAGGACAUUGACAAGUUGCGGUCAGUUCUAGAUGGAAUAAGGCCAGAAGACGUUGGUUUGAGACCUGAUAUGCUGUAUUUCAGGACUAGUGCCGCUCAGAGAGUGCCAAGAAUCCAGUACCUGCACAUUUAUGAGUGUGAAAAGUUCUCGAUGGGAAUAUUUUGUUUACCACCUUCCGGUGUUAUCCCUCUUCACAAUCAUCCUGGGAUGACGGUUUUCAGUAAACUACUUUUUGGUACUAUGCACAUCAAGUCAUAUGAUUGGGUCGUUGACAUGCCUCCUGAAUCUCCUAACAUCAUUAAUCCUUCAGAAAGCCAAACUCGUGAGAUGAGGCUAGCCAAAGUUAAGGUUGAUGCUGAUUUCACUGCUCCUUGCAACCCCUCCAUCCUUUAUCCAGAAGAUGGUGGCAACAUGCACUGUUUCACAGCAGUGACAGCAUGUGCAGUUCUAGAUGUGCUUGGUCCUCCAUAUUCUGACACUGAAGGCAGACACUGCACAUACUACCACAAUUUUCCUUUUUCCAACUUUUCAGUGGAUGGAUUAUCCAUACCAGAGGAAGAAAAGAGUGCUUAUGAAUGGCUACAAGAGAGGGAGGAACUUGAAGACUUGGAAGUAAAUGGAAAAAUGUACAAUGGUCCAAAGAUUGUGGAGAGCUAAAUUGCUGAUAAUCAUAUCUUCUCACAUCACAUACACUUUCUUUCAGUUCCUGUGUUUACAGAUAUUUUUUUCUGUCAAUUUCUUUCUUUUUCAAGUAGAGAAACAACUCCUGUGUUCUUCUUGUACCUUUUUUGUUGUUGUUUCUGUAGUGUUUUUGUUUUCUUUUAUGCAACAUGAAGCACUUGCCAUGCACUUGGUGCUGUUUUCAGUCUAUAGCUCUUUUGUGUACAUACCAAGAAACAGAAAAGGACAAAACUCACUGAAAAUUAAACUUCAAUGAUGGUGCAAUGCAAUUAGCUGAUCGAGCCUCGUUUUGUAGGCUAGUUGGUUAUUUCAUUCAA